AUGCCCAAGCCGGUAACCAAGAAGCACGUGACUCCUCAGGAGAUCGUGGAGAUAUGUGCGUGCCUGAGGAACAUGAGGGGUCAGGGAACCCUGACAGAGAAGGAAACGCUUCUGGUUUUGCAUGUGUACAUGCAGUUGAAAUUGGCACACUUGGAGAACCGGAGGAAGUCCAAGGGCAAGCGCUCGAAUGGCCAGGUCGAUGAACGUGCUGCUAAGCAGUUGGGGGUUGGCCUCAGCACUGUGCGUCGGAAGUAUGCAAUGCUCAACAAGCUGUUGCAAGAGCACGGCAUAGAUGGCCUUAAGACACUUUCUGUUGAGAACCGCCGUGGGAAGGCGACACAGCUGCCGACACGUGUGCCCACGACAAAACGUGUGCUCAGGCAGGUUCGCGAUCACGUGCGCAUGCAGAGAGAAGGUGGACACCGCAUCACGGCCGUACAGGUGCUUGACUUCCUACGCAAGCACAGGCAUGUGGACGUACGACCUUCGUUUGCUGGCGAUGGUGACGACGAACUGGACAGGGCGGCGGCUCUGCGGGCAGUGCAGCGGUUUCUUCGUCGUGCGGGCUACCUUCGCGGCAACAAGCACGUUGUUCAAGAGAACCCGAGGCACAAGCAGCUGCUGGCGAAGUAUCUGAAGGAGUUUGAUGCAAACAGGAGGUUGCCACCUGACGAGCGCCUCAGAGAGGUGUAUCUCGAUGAAUCAUACAUUGACAGGAACUACAACAGGAACAGAGACUCCCUGUAUGACCCCAACGACGGUCAAGACAUGCACAGUCAUCGCAAGAUCAAGCGGGGUCGGCGCUACUGCUUUGCCCUCGCAGUUCAGGGCCCGGAUCCGCGCGUGUGCACCCGCCAGCGCCAUCAGCUCGCAAGCACCCUUGCCAAGCUUCCACCUUCCAGCUCUGCCAAUGCCAAGAAUGAAAGCAAUAGCAACACCGCGCAGGUGCAACUCGUGGACCCUGCCGUGCGCAUCCUUCAGACGUCGCAAGAUCAUGUCCGCCUGGCAUUCAGCCUCGUCGUUGCGCCCGCGCUCCUCGCACUCACAAACAGCACCUCGCUGCCCGCCGUGGUCCUAUGCGAUCCUACCUCUGGUGCGCGCAGUCUCAGGACAUCCGGGCUGCCCUCCUCCAUCCAGAAGCGGUACUUGGAUCCACCGCCAGCGCCACUGCACCGCACCCAUCUGUUGUUGCCGUGACGCAACGCAAACUAGAAGCAGGAGGAGGCAGAGGCAGCAUAACUGUUCGCCUCAAUCUGUCACGUACAGGCGUAUUGGCCCUCACUGGAGGUGGCGCUGUCCUCGUGCGUGUGCACGCAUCAGCUGGCUGUUGGGGCGCGUCACCUGUUGUUGCCCAGGCAGCGUCCGCCUUUCGCGCCUUCUUUGGUGUUGCUGCAUGGACAGACUUGACGCCGCAGCAACGCAGGCGCCGUGUCAUGAGCGACCUCCCUCCCCCUCUGCAAAAUAUCACAGGCACAACAGACGCUGACGUGUGCUCGCACACCGCAACCGCCAUGCUGUCAUCUGCAACACCAGCUGUUACCCUGUACCUCCACCUUGAGCGGUGGCGGUCACAUCAACAACGUGUGCAGUUCGUCACCAUUGACACCAACGUGUCAUCCCUUUCCCCCGCAACACCACCAUCGCCGCUCUCCAUCGCUCAUGUGACCCUUCUCGAUAUCCUGUCUCAUGAAGCAGCAGCAGCACCCAGACCAAAUGCUGGUUCAGCUUCACCAACACUGGUACAGCUUGGCGGCGCAGCAGCGCGUUCCGCUCCGCUGUUUGUCGCACGCCAACAGACUCAGCCACUGGUUCCACUGCACUUUCACGCGCAUGUGCUGGGGUCACCAUACGUCCAGUCCAUCAGCAGCAU
Messenger RNA from Salpingoeca rosetta, 1870 nucleotides. RefSeq lists its product as uncharacterized. The transcript has 6 exons. The coding region runs from base 1 to 1197 and encodes 398 amino acids. The record is from RefSeq and is a predicted model, not a curated record. NCBI's taxonomy places the organism in Eukaryota, Choanoflagellata, Craspedida, Salpingoecidae.